CUUCAUAACACAUGUUUUUGACGUCACGUGUUCACGCGUGCAUUUGCGGUAUUAUUUAUAUAGUGAUUAUAACAAUGUUUUCUCGAUUUUGUAAAUUGUGUCACAAAACUGCAAAUGUCCAGCUUGUGCAAUUGCAAAGAUAUCACAAGAGAGGUACCAAAAGGAAGAGUAAUGUCAAUCGCCUUGAGAUUCCAAAAAAUACAGAAGGAAAAACACCAAUAAUUGUCUACAAACGGAAAGAGUUGAACUUUUAUGAAGGACAAAAAUAUUCUAAAUUUGAACCUAUACCACUGGCAAGUAAAGGAUGGCAUCAUUAUAAGUCUAAAGGGGAUCAUUUCUUCAUAUAUCCUCUUACAAAUGUGGAAGAAGAGGCAUAUAAUAAUGAAUCACAUAAAAAAGAAGAAGAAGCAUGCGAAACCUUUGCACAGUUUGGCUUAAAUCCACAAAUAAUAAAAAUCUUAGAAAACUACAGAAUAACAAAACCUUUGAAGAUACAAACAUUAGGAAUACCUCGAAUAAUGAAUGGUGCCAAUACUGUCAUAGCAGCUGAAACUGGUUGUGGGAAAACAUUAGCUUAUCUUUUACCCAUGAUAGAUAAAGUUUUACAAUGGAAAAAGUUAACAGAGGACCGAUACAAUUCUCCGUUAGGGUUGAUUAUCACACCUACUCGAGAACUAGCAUUUCAAAUUGGACUAGAAACAAAGAAAAUAUGUCAACAUCUUAAUAUUCAGGUACAAACCAUUACUGGUGGAAAAACAAAGAAGAUGCUAUUAAAUCCACCUGUGAGCCAAGUCGACAUUCUUGUAGGUAGUUUUGGAGUCAUUAGUAAAUUAACCACAUUUAAAGUUUAUAAAUUAGGCAUGGUCAGAUCUAUCGUAUUAGAUGAAGCAGAUGCCUUAUUUCAUGAAACAUUUCAAGAAAAGUUACAAAUAUUCUUGAAAAGAGUACCGCUCGGCUUUGAGCAAAAUGUAUACAAUGAUACCGAAUUACCUACAGCCGCCCAAUUCGCAUUAGUAUCUGCAACGAUGCCUUCAAGAAUGUCAACAAUUCUAAACAAUAUCAUAGAUGUGCAGUCAUUGGUACAAAUAACUUCAGAUAAAUUACAUCACAUUCUCGUGCCACAAAAAUUUGUAAGAGUAGGACCGGAUGAUAAACCGGCAGAACUUUUAAAAUAUAUCAAGCCGAAAGUAGCUAAUAGGGAACAAGUAAUCAUAUUCAGUAACACGAAUAGCACUUGCAAUUGGGUCAGUAUGUUCCUGGAGAAAUGCAAUAUAGCAACAGUUCGCAUGAACGGCGAGAUGCCGUUGUAUGACAGGCAAAAUAAAUACGCCAGCUUCAAGAGUGCUAAGUGCUAUGUGUUGUGCACUACAAACGCGGGAUCCAGAGGAUUGGAUACUGUAGCGAUACAUCAUGUGUUAAAUUACAAUUUCCCAAUCGCAACUGCUGAUUACAUUCACAGAUGUGGCAGAACCGGAAGAGUCGAUAACGUCAAGGACUGUAGAGUAACGAAUUUUAUAAGCACUCGGGCGGAAGUCGAUGUGGUGCAAAAGAUAGAAAGAGCAUUUCGAAGGAUGAAACCGAUACCAAUAUUUGAUAAUCGCGAUGAAGCGAAGGAAGAUGACAUUUUGAAUUUAUCUGAAAUCCAAGAUAUUGAUGAAACAAAUGAACAACAAGAAUUUAGCAUGCCAUACUAAUGCAAUUAUUUUCUGAAUCGAACAAUAGGACAGCUGCGAGGAUAAUACUUUACGAGAAAACUUUCGAAUGGGUCGUUCGAUGGAAUCAACUAAUUAGCGAAAUGUUGAUGUCCUGUUUGAUCUCUUCUCAGAGACUUUAUCUCGAAUAAUUGUCCUCCACCCGAAGUGAUGAACUUCUCGAAUUAAUUAACGUAGCCGUAUGUCUUAUCUGUAACAGAACUUUCAUUCAUACUUUCCCUUUCUUUUCGAAAUAAAUUCUCAUAAUCCAUUUAUCUCUUAUACACGAAAGGCAGUCGAAGGCAAAUUUCAUCCGUUUCCGACGACGCGCUUAUCAAUGUUGGCGCAACGCAUUUGCCAGAUGAGAAAAUUAAUCGAGCCCUCCCUUCUCUCUCAUCGCUCCGUCACCGUCCAGCGGUUCCUUUUAUCGCGCCAAUUCCUGAAUUCUGAGUUUCUGUUCUAGGGAGAGGAAACUGCGACCCACACACACGUGCGUGACAUGCCUCCGACCGAUGUCCCUCGUCAUGUCCGGCGGCACUCCCACAUAGUAAACGCCCACACGCGCGGUAAAUAGUAAUGGUUUCCCCUCCAGACAACGCUGGUAGACCUUGUGUCUAGAUCUCUGUCAGUUUAUUAUUCGCGCGCUGGGUUUUAGCAAAAUUAAAUGCAACCGGCACGCGCCGACGAUCCGUGCCCCUGUCCACGUGCUGGGUGCGCCGGAUCGUGUCACUGCGAUAGGAAGGACCCUCUGCGUCCCACGAGACGAGGGGGAUAACGCCUCGAAGCAGCGAAUUAUCACUCGUGCCGAAUGUCAUGCGUGAAUGAUUAGGAUUUAUUCAUCCUAAGCAUCUACGUUUAAUGCCAGCGAAUAAAUAUUUCGCAUGGAACGUUGCUGGAUAAUUGAAUUUGUGUUAUUUAAUUAUAUUUUUGCUCUAUUU
Camponotus floridanus (Florida carpenter ant) is the source of this 2629-nucleotide messenger RNA. RefSeq names its product probable ATP-dependent RNA helicase DDX28 (gene Dbp21E2). Gene Ontology annotation, biological process: mitochondrial large ribosomal subunit assembly. Gene Ontology annotation, molecular function: nucleic acid binding; ATP binding; RNA helicase activity. Gene Ontology annotation, cellular component: mitochondrion. NCBI's taxonomy places the organism in Eukaryota, Metazoa, Arthropoda, Insecta, Hymenoptera, Formicidae. Bases 12 to 1694 code for a protein of 560 amino acids. The transcript is spliced from 8 exons. The record is from RefSeq and is a predicted model, not a curated record.